This is a messenger RNA of Meloidogyne enterolobii, 1059 nucleotides long. Lineage: Eukaryota; Metazoa; Nematoda; Chromadorea; Rhabditida; Meloidogynidae. The record is from the annotation of a GenBank genome assembly.
UAUUUUGUAGAACUUGCUUUCGAUAUAAUCGCUCGUAUCGCAAUGGGACAAAAAGACUCUAAGCAAUUUAAAUCUGAAUAUUGUCAAAUAGCUGAAGAUAUUUUUGCUUAUUUUAACACGACUAUUUUUGAUUAUAUUUCUUUUAUAUUCCCCUGGAUUGGAGUAAAUAUACUUGAACCUUUCGUUAGAGCAACAGGAAAAUAUAGAGGAGAUCCAAAUAUAAUUUUGAUAGAUAAAAUUACUAAAGCUAUUAAACAAAGAAAAGAAGAGAAAAUGAAGAAAAAUGGAAGGGAAGAAGAAGAGAAUGAAGAAAAUUUAAAUAAUAAAAAAUGGGUAGAUUUUAUUGACCUCUUUUUGGAAUCAGAGGCCGAAAAUAAUGAAAUUGAAUUUAAAAUAAGUAAUGGGACUUAUAACAAAAAAGAAAAGUUUGAACGUUGUAAUACUUUAGAAGAAAUGGUACUUAAUAGUGUUCUCUUCCUUUUGGCUGGAUUUGAUACAACGGCAAAUACUUUAAGUUUAAUAGCACACAAUUUAGUUAUUAACCCACAAGUUCAAAAACGUUUAUUUGAAGAAAUUUGUGGAUUAGAAGAUGGGGAAAUAAUUAAUUAUGAACAACUGUCUAAAUUAAAAUAUAUGGAUGCUGUAUUAAAAGAGACUUUAAGAUUAUGUCCAGUCGGUGAUGUCAAUAGAAGAUGUGAAGAGACUACAACCCUUGGAGAUAUAACAAUAGAGAAAGGAACAUAUGUUGCUGCCGAUUUAUUCACUUUACAUAGAGAUAAAAAGGUUUGGGGAGAAGAUGCUGAUGAAUUUAAACCGGAAAAAUGGUUAUUAAAUGAGAAUAUAAAUACACUUACAGAACAUUAUUAUCCAUUUGGAGGAGGACCUAGAAUUUGUAUUGGAAUGCGUUUAGCAAUGAUGGACAUUAAAAUGGUUUUAGUUAAUUUACUACGUUCUUUUGAAUUGGAGAGAUGUUUUGAGACAUUAAUAAAACCUAAUUUGACUGGCCAAGGUGUUUUAAAUUCGGGAAAGAUUUUUGUAAAACUAAACUUGAGGAAAUAA